AUGCAUUCAUCACGAUCUUCAGGCGUCACAUCAUUUUCCGACAUCAAAAAGACUUUGAUGAAGGCAAUCACCCAUGACGAACAGCAACAACAUCGGACUGCCCUAACCUAUUAUUUUCAAUGCAUGCAACAAGUUUCGGAAUUUGUUCAGGCAGAAUUAUUAAAAGGCCCUCCCAAUCAACAACAUCCACUCUCGGAACAAUCACAUCAAUUAUUGAAAUACUCGGAACAAUGUAUGGAGAGAAUUACUUCACUGGCUACACCGUUAUUUCAGAGCAGUAGUGGUGGAUCUUCAAAUUCGGGUGGAAAUCCAACGAAUGGUAGUGGCGGUCAAUGUAUUGGAUUCGCCAACCAUAACCACAACAGCAACAACACAACACCAUUGGCACAAUCCAACACGAACACGACAUCAUCAGGUACCAACCACUCGAGUAGUUCAAAACCCACUCCAACAAAAACCAAUGUAACAAGUCAUGCUGGUAAUGUAACCAAUUCCUCUCCUGUGGUGAAUACCAAUUUGACGAAACGAAACUCAUUCAAUUCACAAUCGUCGGCCACAACUCCCAACAAUCCAACACCACCACCACAACCAAAAUUACUGACAGGUGCAUUCCCAUCGAAAUCAAGCAGCAGUAGUGCUAUACCACAACGAAAUAUCAACAAAGAUAGUACCACGUCUAAUAUCCCAAAUUCAGCAAGCCAACAAUCACCGUUGAAUGCCACGUCGUCACAACCUAAAAUCUCUUCAUCUACCUCUUCCUCUGCUCCUUCAACUACUACUGGAAGUAUGGAUUCCAAGAAAACUCUCCAAAUGAAGAGAAAGGAAUAUGAAAAAGCUCAAAUUGUUCAAAUGAAAGAACAAAUGAUUAAAAUGAGCCAGGAACGAGCUCGACAAAUGGAAAUUCAAAAUAAUGUAAAUAACUUUUUGCAAAGAAUUCAAAAUAAGAAGCGCACUUUUAGAUGGAAGGAACAAGAUGCAUGGUCCAAGUUUGUUGACACCAAUUUCAACUACCAAAACAUGUCACAACUUCUUAUUGAACAAGAUCGAGUGUUUUUGGAUAACCUCUCGAAUCCAUCUCUGUUGAAGCCAAUUGAAGCUGUUCGCUUCGGUGGAGUUGACGAUGAAGAUGCCUCAACCGUUGAUCCAACAACUGAAAAUACCAUCAAAAGUCAUUGCAUGAAUAUUCUCUCCAAUCCCUCUCAUACUCUCAGUCAAGUGAUUGUCAAGUUUUCAGAAUAUUUCGGAGACAUGUACAAUAAUGCACAAUAUACAAGUAAUGGUGGUGAUCACGAAACACGAAAUUUAAUUUCAAAAUGCGUCAAUGAUAUUGAACUAUUUGUAGAAAAAUUAAGCAUGGUUUUAUUUGGAAAAUAUUGGGAGCUUCCAUCACACAAAUAUGAAGAGAUUGUGAUUGAUUGUAUCAUGGAGACAUUGUGGGGCAAUGGAAUCUUUUCAAAAUUAAUGUAUUUAUUUGUUAAGGUGUACAGUGAAGAGACAAACCGAAUGAAUGAGAAAAUUAGCAAGUGCUCUCAUACCAUCACACUACACGCGUUGAGAGUGUCUGACAAGUUCCUUCUCGAGCAUGAAAAAAUUCCCUACGAGAAGAGUAUUGCAUUAUUCAAAGAAUCAGAUCACACUCUAUCAGUGAACAAGAAAAUUGAGAAAAUCUGUCAAUCCAUUGGACAAGUCUCACAAGAUGUCAAUGAUUAUCACGCCAAACAUGGCACUCUCAAAGAACCCAUCGUGGUAGGAGCCGAUGAUUUAUUACCAAUUUUCAUCUAUGUCGUGGCAAAGGCCAAUGUGCAAGAUUUAUAUGCCAAAUUUCAAAUGAUUAGUGAGCUCAUUCCAGAAUAUACAAUUAAGGGAGAAUUUGGUUAUGCUCUCGCUACCUUAGAGACAGCCAUGAAUUGUCUCAUGUCAUUUGGUAAUGGUGAAAUGCAAGAAAUUUCCACCAUUGAUCAGAUUCGAAACGAAUUGAAUCAAUUUGAAACCAAAUUAGAUUACUUGGAUGAUGUCUCUUCAGUGAGUUCACAGGAAUAUGAAUACUCCUCUCAAGAAACGACAUCAUUUUCAACACCGCUGCAUCAAUAUUCUCCAAGUGGUCACUUGCCAACCAUGCACCAGAACAUGUACAGAGUGACAAAUCAAGGUGAAGAAGAAGAAGAAGCACUUGGAGAUUUAGAAAACGGAGGAGAACUUGACCUGGGUGAUAUUUAG
This is a messenger RNA of Naegleria lovaniensis, 2217 nucleotides long. RefSeq lists its product as uncharacterized. Bases 1 to 2217 code for a protein of 738 amino acids. NCBI's taxonomy places the organism in Eukaryota, Heterolobosea, Eutetramitea, Acrasida, Naegleriidae. Gene Ontology annotation, biological process: vesicle-mediated transport. The record is from RefSeq and is a predicted model, not a curated record. Gene Ontology annotation, cellular component: endocytic vesicle; cytosol. The transcript has 2 exons. Gene Ontology annotation, molecular function: small GTPase binding; guanyl-nucleotide exchange factor activity.